Suillus clintonianus is the source of this 450-nucleotide messenger RNA. RefSeq lists its product as uncharacterized. The record is from RefSeq and is a predicted model, not a curated record. Gene Ontology annotation, cellular component: cytoplasm. Lineage: Eukaryota; Fungi; Basidiomycota; Agaricomycetes; Boletales; Suillaceae. Gene Ontology annotation, biological process: N-acetylglucosamine metabolic process. The transcript has a single exon. The annotation marks the transcript as partial.
CUGUCCAACAAUUCCGCUCCAGACGUGCCUGAAUAUUUCAAAGCUGAUAUGCCGGCCGACUCAGAGUUGAUCAGUAUCAUUCAGAACAGUUGGCCUUACUCCGUCCCUAUCGAGAUUGAACACACGCUCAUCUGGUCGCGAGUGCCUAUUUUCCAUCCGGAUCUCAUCCCAUCGGAAAUCGAUGCACGGAUUCAACAAGAUGGGCUGUGUGGGUUUACGGGCAACGACGAGCCUCCACCCUCGCCGUCAACCCUGCCAGAAUGUCUGCCUGCGCUGGCAGAGUGGGGAAUCACCAUGGAGAAUUUAGUUCGCAGCCCCAAAAGCAGUCCAGAAAUCGACGAGAUGGUGAGUAAUGCUGGAAGGGAAAUAGACGGUUUCGUGAAACGGAGAUGGGUAGAGAGCGAGUGGGAAACUGCAUGGUUUGUCAAUCCCCCAGUGAGUGGACGAGCC